Molecule: messenger RNA, 741 nt
Organism: Cucumis melo (muskmelon)
Lineage: Eukaryota; Viridiplantae; Streptophyta; Magnoliopsida; Cucurbitales; Cucurbitaceae
Exons: 1
Coding region: 1-741 (246 amino acids)
Source: RefSeq, a predicted model, not a curated record
AUGUGGAAUAACAUAAUCAACAAAUAUUUCCUUGAUAAUGGGUAUUUGAGGUGCCCUUAUGAACAUUCUCUUUAUAUUAAGGUUAAUGGUCAUGGAGAUAUUUUGGUAGUUUGUUUGUACGUGGAUGACUUAAUUUUUACAGGAAAUUGUACAAGUAUGUUUAAAGAUCUCAAGAACACGAUGACCCAAGAAUUCGAAAUGACAGAUAUAGGGCUAAUGUCAUAUUAUCUUAGCAUUGAAGUGAAGCAGUCAGAGGAAGGAAUUUUCAUCUCUCAAGAACGAUAUACUAGAGAAAUUCUAGAGAAGUUUAAUAUGAUGAAUUCUAAGUCUGUCGCAACUCCGAUUGAAACUGGGACCAAACUGUCCAAACAUGAAGAAGGAGAUGAUGUUGAACUUUCAUAUUUCAAAAGUUUGGUUAGGAGUUUGAGAUAUUUGACUUGCACACAACCAGAUAUUCUUUUCAGAGUUGGAUUGGUGAGUCUAUUUAUGGAAUCUCCUACAACUACUCAUUGGAAAGUGGCAAAGAGAAUUCUUCGUUACCUUAGAGGUACGCUUGACUAUGGGUUGUUUUAUUCUUCAUCUAAAGAAUUCAAGCUUGAAGGCUAUUGUGAUAGUGACUGGGCUGGAGAUACUGAUGAUCGAAAGAGCACUAGUCAAUAUGUUUUCUUCGUUGGGAAUACUGCAUUUACAUGGAGUUCUAAGAAGCAACCUAUUGUGACAUUAUCCACUUGUGAGGCAUAA